Molecule: messenger RNA, 945 nt
Organism: Trypanosoma theileri
Lineage: Eukaryota; Euglenozoa; Kinetoplastea; Trypanosomatida; Trypanosomatidae
Exons: 1
Coding region: 1-945 (314 amino acids)
Source: RefSeq, a predicted model, not a curated record
AUGUUUCUUCACCGUGUGUUGUAUGUUGUGGCGUUACUUUUGAGCAUUAUCUCUUUAUGUGUGGCGGCUGAUACUUCUGAAGAUUCUUCAGUUGAGGUUGGUGAUGAUAAUACUUGCCCUCCUGAUGGUAGUCAGUCUGAUGGCCCUAAGUGUAAUAAAUCUGCUAAAGGUGAAAGAGGCGAACAAGGUGCUGCUGGUCAUGCUGGACCUGUUGGACCUUCUGGUCCUCCUGGUCCUGCUGGCAAAGCAGGUGCACAAGGUCUACCUGCACCUCCUACUGAAACUGCCAAAGGCCCUCUUGCUGCUGAAAAUGAAAGGUUAACUCAAGAACCUCCCGCUAAUGGUUCCGAUCCUGCUAAUCACUCUUCACCACAACUUUCUACUGGUUCACCGCCAAAGCCAGGUUCUAGUGCAACUUCGGGCCCUUCUGCUUCUGCUGUUCCUGGUAGUCGUGUUAACAAUGGAUCAGAUAUUGGUUCUGAUGUUGAUCCACACGCUGCACAGAAUCCGCACGGUGAAAAGGGUGCUGGUGUUAAACCUGCUGCUCCUGCACCUGCUGCUGUGGAUAUUGCUACGCCUGCAGUUAACGGUGGACCAGGAAACAACGACAACAAUGCAUCCAAUGAAAGUACAGAUAACAAGGGUGAUAUCGUCACGUCAACUUCUUCUUCCAGCAGUACAGAGUCACAAAGUGAUGGAGCAUCUGAAACCACAACGACUGGAAAUGACACCACACCUACAGAGAGUGGAUCAUCAAACAACCAAAAUUCGGGAGGAAAUAAAGAAUCAACCACCACUACCACAACAACAACAACAACACUUCCUCCUGAACUCACAAACAACAAGAAGGGUGAUGCAGACAGCAGCAGCAGUAUCAGCAGUUCUGUGUGGGUGCGUGUAUCACUACUGAUUGUGGUUACACUGUCCUUUAUUCUUGUGUGCUGA